AUGUCUGUCACUGGUUCUGACAACGGCAACCCGACAACGACUCCGACACCGACUCCGACAUCUCCAUACGAUCUGACUGCUGCUGACAAUCCUGGUGCUGUGAUUUCACAUCCUCUCCUCAAAGGAUCCAACUACGAUGAGUGGGCGUGUGGAAUCAAAACGGCACUCAGCUCUCGAAAAAAAUAUGGUUUUCUCGAUGGAUCUAUUCCACGUCCAGCUGAAGGCUCUGCAGAUCUGGAAGACUGGUGGACGAUUCAAGCUUUGCUUGUCUCAUGGAUCAAAAUGACUAUCGAUCCUUCCAUUCGAUCGAACAUCUCUCAUCGUGAUGUGGCGAAAGAUUUGUGGGAUCAUCUGAAGAAGAGGUUUUCUGUGACUAACGGACCUCGGAUCCAACAGCUUAAGGCUGAGUUGGCAUGCUGCAAACAACGCGGUCUCGCCAUUGAAGCUUACUACGGCAAGCUCAACCGUAUUUGGGACAACAUGGCUCAAUACAGACCAUUGAGGUCUUGCAAAUGUGGCAAGUGUGAAUGCCAACUUGGAUCCCUUCAAGAACAAGAUCGUGAAGAAGAGAAGGUUCACGAGUUCUUGUCUGGUCUUGACGACAGUUACCGCACGGUUCGCUCUACGUUGGUUUCACGCUCGCCAAUUCAACCAUUGGAGGAGGUGUACAACGUACUCCGUCAAGAGGAAGAUUUGAAGAUUGGCUCUCGGGGUGUAGACGAAACAUCUGAUGUGAGUGCCUAUGCUGUUCAAGCCAGAUCUCGUGUUCCUCCAUCUCGUAGUGAUGAACAUGCUAGACCUGUCUUGUGCAAACAUUGUAAUCGUUCCGGUCAUCCAUCGGAUAGUUGUUUUGCUGUUGUUGGUUAUCCUGAGUGGUGGGGAGAGCGUCCAAGGACCAGAACGAUGCAAGGCCGUGGUCGUGGUGGAGCUGUUUCCUCUGCAAAUGCUGGUCGAGGCAGAAGUGUGAACUAUGCCAAUGCAGUUCAGGUUCCCCAGCUCCCGCCUACCGAACAAGCGAACUAUGUUCUAACCGACCGUGAUCGUGAUGGAGUUCAAGGACUUAAUGAUGCUCAAUGGCGUGCACUCAUGAAUCUCCUGAACACCGAAAAAUCCAACGCCACCGAAAAACUCUCGGGUAAGAUUCCUUCUCCUUCUUGGAUAAUGGAUACUGGUGCCUCACAUCAUUUGACUGGAAAUCGUCACAUCUUGAGUGAUUUAAGGGAUAUGGAUCCUGUGUUGAUAAUAUUGGCUGAUGGUAGAGAACGGAUCUCUGUAACAGAGGGUACUGCAAUUUUGGGUUCUCAUCUGGUUUUGAAGUCUGUUUUUCUGGUUGAAGAAUUGACAACUGAUUUGAUAGCGGUUGGUCAGUUGAUGGACGAAAAUAACUGUGUUGUUCAAUUGGCUGAUCAGUUUCUUGUGGUUCAGGACCGUGUUUCGAGGACGGUGAUUGGAGCGGGUAAAAGAGAAUCCGGAACUUUUCGAUUUCGCAGAACAGAGUUGGCUGCUGCUGUUGCAACUCGGGAAGAGAAGUCUUAUGAACUGUGGCAUCAUAGGAUGGGACAUCCCUCUGCUAGAGUCGUUGGUUCAUUAAGCAUGUUUCCCUUCCUGUUUUUUCUGAAAAUUUCAAUAAGGCGUGUGACGUAUGUAUCCGCGCUAAGCAAACACGAUGUUCCUUUCCAUCAAGCAUUAAUAAAACUACGAAAGCUUUUGAGUUGA
Microthlaspi erraticum is the source of this 1716-nucleotide messenger RNA. NCBI's taxonomy places the organism in Eukaryota, Viridiplantae, Streptophyta, Magnoliopsida, Brassicales, Brassicaceae. The record is from the annotation of a GenBank genome assembly.